This is a messenger RNA of Dujonia railenensis, 954 nucleotides long. Lineage: Eukaryota; Fungi; Ascomycota; Pichiomycetes; Serinales; Debaryomycetaceae. The record is from the annotation of a GenBank genome assembly.
AUGGCCUCUAAAGAGCAAAAGAAACAAACCGCUGGUAAGGGUGUUACCGACUUGAUUGCAGGUGGUGUAGCUGGUUUGUUUGAAGCAUUAUGUUGUCAUCCUUUAGAUACAGUUAAAGUCAGAAUGCAAUUGUAUCGUAAAUCUGGUCAGAAGCCUCCCGGAUUCUUAAGAACCGGUAUUAAUAUCGUUCAAAAGGAAACGUUUUUGUCGCUUUAUAAGGGGCUUGGUGCUGUUGUUAUUGGUAUUGUGCCAAAGAUGGGGAUUAGAUUCUCUUCGUACGAGUUCUACCGUUCCCUUUUGUACGCCCCAGAUGGGUCUAUUACCACUGGUGGUACUUUCAUUGCUGGUGUAGGUGCUGGUAUCACUGAAGCUGUCUUGGUCGUCAACCCUAUGGAAGUGGUCAAGAUUCGUUUACAGGCUCAACAUCACUCCAUGGCUGACCCAUUGGACGUUCCAAAGUACAGAAACGCUCCUCAUGCUGCCUACACCAUUAUUAAGGAAGAAGGUUUCAAGACAUUGUACCGUGGUGUCUCAUUAACCGCUGCCAGACAAGCCACCAACCAGGGUGUGAAUUUCACCGUCUACUCCAAAAUUAGAGAAAGAUUGCAAGAAUACCACGGAACCAAAGAUUUACCAUCCUGGGAAACUUCGUGCAUUGGUCUCAUUUCCGGUGCCUUGGGUCCAUUGUCGAACGCUCCAUUAGAUACCAUCAAAACCAGAUUACAAAAGACCACCUAUGCAUCCAAUGAAUCCGGUUUAGUGCGUAUUGUCAAGAUUGGUAACCAAUUGGUGAAGGAAGAAGGUAUGGCUGCUUUAUAUAAGGGUAUCACCCCAAGAAUUAUGAGAGUUGCUCCAGGACAAGCUGUUACUUUCACUGUCUACGAAUAUAUGAAGAAGGUUUUAAACGGAGAAACUCAUAUUCCAGGUUUGUCAAACAGCAAGAAAUUUGAUUAA